CUGCUACCGACUAUCGCUACAAGGUGGGGAAGGAAAGUUCAUUAAAAAAAAAGCAAUUUUGUAUUUUCCAACGACGUGGAAAACAAUAAUGGGAUUGCGUAGUGAAAUAUUGAUACAUCCACCCAGAGGAGGGAAGCAUGUCACUGGAGGAACUAUUAGAGGAAUGGUCAAAUUUCAUUUGGACAAAGACACGGACUUCAAGAAGAUAAGUAUAGCUCUAAUCCAGAAAGGUCAUGUUCAGUGGUACGAAUUUGCAACGAAGUCAUCGGUCAAUCCUCGGAGGACAGUGGGCAAUAGAUAUGUGUACGAAGGCAGAGAAGAAGUCACUCUCACGAAAGUUUACUUUUUAAACAAAGAAAUAGACGAGAAGUGUGACACUAGCACGUUAAAAGCCGGAUCGUAUGAACACCAAUUUGAAAUCGAAUUACCAGAAGAGGUUCCAGCUUCAAUCAGCACAGAUAUUGGUGAAAUUAAUUAUAGCAUAGUACUUAAAUUCAAAAAGCCUUCAGUGUUUAGUUUUAACAAAGUAUUUAGGACACCAGUCACCAUUUAUCCUAGAUUGGAUCCCACAAUCCCUGAUCAACCAGUCACGGUAAGUCUAGAAAAAUCUCUCUUCAAAUUAUUUUCUUCAAAAAAACAUGAAAUUAAACUUAAAGCUGAACUCGACAGAGGCUAUUUGAUACCUGGUGGUGAAGGUAAAAUAUCAUUUAGUGUUAUAAACAACAGUGACGUAAUUUUCUCUGUUAAAACGGAACUCGUUUCAAAAACAAAGUAUAGAGAUCGAUUUAUGGUUGAGAAAAUUGUUAGGGACAAUCCGAAGAUAGAGAGAAAAGUGAUUCGUGCUUGUACGGUGGAGACUCCAAGCAUACCUGAACGCAGUGUGUCCUCUGAUAUGUACAACAUAAUACCCGUAACAACAGAUUUAUGUACAGUGAGACACUCAGAACUAAUAUCGAGAGAAUUUAAACUAAAGGUUACUUUGAACUUGCCAAUGCCUCACAAAAAUUCGUGCGUCGACAUUCCUGUAUUUAUUGGAGAACAGCCUCAUUUGCCUAAUGAGCUAGAAGCCGGUUUUGGUGAGCCCAUGGAAGCCCCUCCGUCCUACUGGGAAGUAAUGACCGAAGAAAUGUCUAAAUAAUAAACUUCGUUUAAC
This is a messenger RNA of Spodoptera exigua (beet armyworm), 1153 nucleotides long. NCBI's taxonomy places the organism in Eukaryota, Metazoa, Arthropoda, Insecta, Lepidoptera, Noctuidae. The record is from the annotation of a GenBank genome assembly.